Messenger RNA from Populus trichocarpa (black cottonwood), 2960 nucleotides. RefSeq names its product lysM domain receptor-like kinase 3. Gene Ontology annotation, molecular function: transmembrane receptor protein kinase activity; ATP binding. Lineage: Eukaryota; Viridiplantae; Streptophyta; Magnoliopsida; Malpighiales; Salicaceae. Gene Ontology annotation, biological process: protein phosphorylation; innate immune response. Bases 770 to 2623 code for a protein of 617 amino acids. The record is from RefSeq and is a predicted model, not a curated record. The transcript is spliced from 10 exons.
AGAGCUUGACUUUCUUUUCUUCUUUUUUUCACCUCCGACAAAGUGGAUAUUAUUGUAAUUUUCAACUCCGAAAUAGAAGGUUUUUGCUCAGGAUCCAUCAUGCAAAGAAGUUGAUUCUUCAAGAUAAAACAAUUUCUUGGAGCUUGACGGAUCAUGAACACUCAUCUGGGAUUAUCAUGUCUUGUGUGAAACAGCAACCAGAAACUUCUCAGAAUUGUACUGCUACACAUCAUCGUUUACUUCAAAGGGUAGGUCGAAGACGUCGCUUGAUGGCAAAAGGUCAUGCUUAAUUUUACAGUUGACCAGCCAAAUAGUUCACCUGCGGAAUGAUACAAAUACUGUAACUUCUUGCUGAAAGCGACAACUUGUAGCUUAAUCCCUUCGAAUAACAGGUAUGAACGAUGACCUCACCACGAAAAAGUCUUCAUAAAAAUGCUUAUGCUUGUAAGUACAACACAUGGAAAGGAAUGAAGUCACCAACAAUUUCAAUUACUAAUAAUUAACAUAUAAUCCACUAAUGUGGUUCCAUAUACAUGGAGACAAAGCAUGCUAGCCAGAAUUGGUAAACUUUCGAAUUCUGCUUAGGUCAUACAAGAGGAGAAAUGAGCCAAGUCAAUGACUUUUGAGUUGCAACUUUGUUGCGUUCAAAAAUGGCAUAUUUGUUGGUAAGGUGAUGAGCUGAUGAUCCCUUAUCAGGAGGCCACCAGAAAUAUAAUAAAGGGGUGCAAGAUAUAUGUUUAUUAUGUGAUCCUGCUAUUCAUUUUCUGUCAUGAAGAUGGCUGCCCAAAACAACCGCCAAUUCCAUCUCCACCACCUUUAUUUCUUAGCAAUUAUCCUUACUCAUGUUCUCUCCUCCAAUGUCUUCAUCGAGUCAAGCAGCACCAUGUACCCCUUUAGUUGCUCUGACCAGGUUCAGAAUUGUGAUUCCUAUCUAUAUCACAUCUCCGAAGGCCUUUCCAUUGAGCAAAUAGCUUCUUUCUACUCAGUGAAAUCAUCCAAUGUUGAGCCCAUUACUCAUGGCCUCAAACAAGACUAUCUUGUAUCAGUUCCAUGCACUUGCAAGGAUGUGAAUGGCACUCAAGGCUACUUCUACGAUACCUUCUAUAGUGUACAAUCUGGUGACAUAUUUACCAAUGUUACAUGGGUUCUCUAUAGUGGGCAAGCUUGGGAGGUUCCAGGAGUGGAACGGCUAUUUAUUGCUGGAGAUAUGAUUAGUGUGCAUCUUGUAUGUGGAUGCUUAGAAGUAGAGGCUAAAGAGAUUGUGACAUAUACAGUUCAGGAAAAUGAUACCCUAACAGGGAUUGCAGAACUUUUAUCUGCAGAACUGACUGGGAUUGAGAAUCUAAAUGAAAGAUUUACUCGAAAUCCAAACUUGAUUGAUGUCGGAUGGGUUUUAUUCGUUCCCAGAGAGAAGAAUGGAAUUCAAGCACCAAAACAAGGAAAGCAACACAAUUUGGCAAUAAUCCUUGGCACACUGUCAGCUGUGACUUUAUUUUCAGUUUGUUCAUUGCUGUUGUUCCUCCACAGAAGAAACAGAAACCAUAAAAACAGAAAAGAAGACCCAGAAGUUGUCAACAAAGCCCAAAGUCCCACGAGGACUUCCUUAAGGACUCACUUUCGUGAAAAGUACAUAGAAGAUGCAACCUUUGAAUCCGAAAGACCAAUUGUAUAUAGUUUGAAGGAGAUAGAUGAGGCCACAAGUCAAUUCGACGAAAGCAGGAAAAUUGGAGCGGGAGGAUAUGGGAUUGUGUACAUUGGUACUCUGAAAGAAAGGGAAGUUGCAAUUAAGAAAAUGAAGUCUUCCAGAUCAAAGGAAUUCUACUCAGAGCUAAAAGUGUUGUGCAAGAUACAUCAUAUUAAUGUGGUGGAGCUGCUGGGAUAUGCAACAGGGGAUAAUCACCUCUAUUUAGUAUACGAGUAUAUUCAGAAUGGAUCACUCAAUGAUCACCUUCAUGACCCUUUGCUAAAAGGUCACUCGCCCCUUUCAUGGCUUGCAAGAGCACAAAUAGCACUAGACGCUGCACGAGGAAUUGAAUAUAUUCAUGAUCACACAAAAGCGCGAUAUAUUCACCGUGAUAUAAAGACAAGUAACAUUCUACUUGAUAAGGGACUCGGAGCAAAGGUUGCAGAUUUUGGACUGGCAAGAUUGGUAGAAAGAUCAAAUGAAGAAGAUGCAGUAGCAACACGGCUGGUAGGCACGCCAGGUUACAUUGCACCUGAAUCUGUUCGUGAACUACAGAUGACAUCAAAAACUGAUGUGUUUUCUUUCGGAGUGGUCCUGGCAGAGCUAAUAACUGGUCAGCGAGCGCUCGCACGCGACAACGGGCAACCGAACAAGAUGAAAGUACUGGUAGCAGUUAUGACAGCAAUAUUCCGAGAUCAAGACCCGGAGACAGCUUUGGAGGCUAAUAUAGAUGAAAACAUGAAAGGAAGCUACCCAAUGGAUGAAGUUUACAAGAUGGCAGAACUAUCUACACAUUGUAUGAAUGAAGACCCGACAAAUCGACCGGAGAUGCGAGAAAUUGUCCAGGAACUUUGUAAAAUCUUGAUGUCCUCAAUUGAGUGGGAAGCUUCACUUAGAGGAAGCAGUCAAGUUUUCACCAGGUUAUUCGAUGGAAGAUGAAUCAGUUUCUUCAUGGAGAUGGUUGACAAGUUCCUCACUUCAAAAUUCAUAGUAACAAUCAAAGCACAAGCUGCAAUUAUUGUAAUCAAAACAUGCUCGUUCUAUAACUAGGAUUCAAAUAUACGUGCAUCAUAUAUACGAGGAGUCAGGCGGCAUUCCUUCAAUCGAUUACACUAAAUUUUAUUGGUCUUCAACCUUCUAUUCUGAAAUAAGUAUCGAUGAGGUGUUAAAAUUAGGAGGAUUAACAGGAUUUGGUUUUUUGGUGGUUAAAUUAUAAAUUGUUUAAGUGUUUAUAAAUAGUUUUUUUUUAAUAUUAAAGUAAAUUUUCUUUAUGAAU